CGCAAAGAACUCUGGGCAGGAAAGUGCGCCAUUUGCAGAGAGUAUUCAUGCUUCCGGUAAUGCUUUCGCUAAAAUGUGUAGCAUCUACUUCUUAUGAUGGGGUGUUGCGCCUCCGGAAACGAAGUAACUGAUUUGAGGCAAAGUCCAACGAUCUCGCAAAUGGCUGCUGAAGACUACGCUGUUGGAGUAGCAGGAGGAAGAAGCUGCACCGAUAUACCCUUCCUUCUUCUGUUUUUGGCUUUUAUUGGAGGAAUGGGGUAUGUGAGCUACAUCGGGAUACAAGAGGGCGACCCCUACCGCCUCAUCAACGGCUACGACAGUUGGGGAAACGUGUGCGGGCGGCCUAACAAGAAGAUUGCUAACGUGGUUUACUCAGGACUAGACAUGACAACGCGACCAAAUACCUUUUUCCAAGACGAAGCAUACUUCUUCAAGAAGUUCCUACCCUCUUUCCCUGCUGACACGUUCCGUAUAAAUCUGCCCCCUUCACUGGCCAACUGGAAACUGGGUGACCCCCUAACAUCAACGAACCCCAUCGUUUGUGUGGUCGAAUGUCCAACAACCGAGCUAGUUACUUCCUCCAGUAUAGAAUAUCUGUGUACAUACGACAAUGGGACUUGUCCAUCAUUGCCUGUGCUCCCUCACAAGACGCUCCUGAACCGAUGUGUGCCAUCCUCUUUUUCCGUCAUGAUAGAAGCCGUCACAUCAAGUAUUAAAACAGCCAUAUCAGGAGAAGUCCCGCAGAGAGUUUUUACAGAUAUUCAAAAUACAUGGCGAGAGCAGUUGUAUCUGGCAGGAAUAUCCUUCGGUAUCGCCCUUAUCAUCGUCGUACUGCUCAGGUUCCUGGCGGCGAUUGUCGUCUGGACAGUAAUCAUCUUAAUGCUGCUUGUGUUUUUCGCAGCAGCCGGAUACUGCUGGUAUUUGUUCUACAAUCUGCACACAGAUCUCCAAGAAAAGGUGGUCAAAACGACGGCAAUGCAGGCGAAGGUCGAUACCUGGAUGGUGUAUGCCUCUGUUGCAUCUGUGAUUGCGAUCAUUGUAUUUCUCCUGGUAAUUUUCCUAUGGAAGAGAAUCAAACUGGUAGUGCAGCUGUUUAAAGAAGCAGGAUCGGUCUUUGAAAGCAUCCCUCUUCUGUUGAUACAACCUGUCUCGACUUUGAUCAUUCUUCUGUCUGUGGUUGGAGCACUGGUCUUCAUUGGGCUCUACAUAGAGACGGCAGGAGAGCCUGUCAUAGACGCCCAGACUACUUUUGUGAAGUAUGAGCUGAAUGAUAUGAUGCAGUAUCUACGAUGGUACCACUUCUUUGGCGUGCUGUGGAUGUCUGCCUUUGUUGUAGCUUGUCAAGAUCUCAUCAUAGCAGGGGCAGUGUCUGUGUGGUAUUUUUCAAGUGACAAAUCGCAACUUGGAUGCCCAAUAUGUCGAUCCAUAUACAAUCUAAUAAGGUAUCACCUGGGUACAGUCGCCUUUGGAUCCCUCAUCUUAGCAAUAAUAAGGAUCGUCAGAUUCAUCCUGUCCAGGAUUCAAAAGAGGCUUCAUAAGAAGAGUGGCAAGCUUGUGGACUUCUUCCUGAAGAUGCUACAGUGUUGUCUCUACUGCUUUGAGAAUUUCAUCAAGUAUCUCAACAGAAAUGCUUACAUUAUGACAGCAUCCCAUGGGUACAAUUUCUUUACUGGCGCCAAGAAGGCCUUCAUGAUACUGCUAGCCAAUAUUCUGAGAGUAGCAGCCAUCAACUCCAUCGGUAACUUCGUUCUCUUCCUGGCCAAGAUCGGGUGUGUGGCAGUCACGGUGCUAGUUGGCAACGAAUUCUUCAAAAUGCGAGAUGAUAUAAACUACGUCUGGGCCCCCUUGACUGCUGCUGGUGCUGUGGCCUUUGCCAUCGCUCAUUGCUUCAUGCUCGUCUAUGAGAUCACCAUGGACACAAUCUUCCUGUGUUUCUGUGAAGACUGUGAAGAGAAUGAUGGCGUCACCAAACCCUACUUCAUGUCCAAGAAUCUCAUGCUAUUUGUUAACAAUGUAAACAAGGAUGCUGAAAACAGAGAAGCAAAGAAGAACAAAACCAAACGAGACACAGAUUAAGAGAACACAAAAGCAUCUUUAAAAGACAACACCACAUGAUUACUUUUACUUAAAUGCUUAUCAUCAUUGAGUAUGUCAUUCAACCAUGGAAUCCCCAUAGGUUCCAAUCUCUUUACUGUUGCAGGUAGCACACCUCCAACUCAGCUUAUGAGUGUCAGAUCAGAUUGCCCAACCAGAAUGAAAAUGAAUUGGCCUCAUUUUGUUACGGCCUCAAUUAGGAAAUUUAGAUUUAUACAAGGGGAAAGCCACACAGACCUCAAAUGUUCAUUCACUGCUAUUCCCUUUUCAGUGCACAUGCCACAGCAUCAGAAAUGAUAGGAUGUAUGAAUAUCCACAUAAUCAACAUCAAUAUCAAGCACCACUAUAUUUGUUGUUUUAGUUCGUUUUGAGAUGAAAUCAGACGUGCUGGUUUGAAUGUUUUGCUCACUUGUACCAGUGAUUUAGAACCACAACGCGAAUUGACUGAUGAAAAAGUUCACCUCACAGAGGUGUCAUCCUGAGAGGUAUUGUAUCAGAGUAAAAUAUCUGCUUUUAAUGAGAUUGUAUAGGUUAGUUUAUAAAUGCUUCAAAUGGGUAAUAGCCUGUUUAUAGGAUGCAUUGGAAAACUAAAUUCAUCAGGAUUCCAGGCUAGAAUAGGGCCCCACUACCCCAUGAUUGUUACGAGAACCUCCUAACAUGUGGAUCAGGUGGUCACAAUGUCGGAUCUGGUUGAUUAUAGAUCUUCAUAUAAGAUGUCUUGUUUGAAUCAGAGUUGAUUAUAUGCAGACUGUAACGAUAUUGAAGGAAUAUGCUGUAAUAUGUGGACUGCAGUGUAAAAUAACUCGCCUUGGAACACUGAUAUUGUUUCCUGAGCCGACAGUUUAAGGAUUUGACUCCUCUCAGCCAAAAGCAAAUCAGAAAAUCAAAUUGAACUAGUUAAACUUUUUCUUAUUUACCAACCCCUCCAUCACACACGGAAGAGAAAAAUAAAAAGAUACAUGUAUAACAAUAAAACCAUCAAGAAUUAACAUGUUUAAUAACAACAGAUCAAAUGCAUAGUACAUGUAGCCUCUGCCAUUGUUCACCUUCUUAGAAGUAUAAAAUGGACAAAUAUGCCCAUCUUAAUUUAUACUACCAUGUUAACUGUAUGUUCUGAGAUUUGACAUUGAAGUAUAAAAUAAAAGAAUAUGCCAAUCUGAAUUCUUACUGCCAUUUUAACUCUAUGUUUUGAGAUUUGACAGUGUACAUUGUUGUAUGUAAUAUUAAAUGUAAUUUCAAAUGUUCAUAAUAAAGUGCAUAUUUUGUAUGUAACCUGUUACAAAUGUGUUGUGUAGACCUGUUUGUAAAGGCAGACAUGUUUGACUACGAUGGAGGAUGGGCAGAAGAAGAAAAAACAUGUCUGAUGACACAAGAAUAGCCUUCACAGUCUGCUUCAAAAGUUGACACUACUAUCCAAAAACUUGUCACUUGACAUAAUUUCAGGUGGAGCUUACUGUUGAUGUACUAGUGGCUCAAGUCACAGAUGGACUUCACAGCUUUAACCACAGGACCAUGUAACUAAUAAAAACAUUAAAAACAACUUGCAAAAAAAAUCAUAGAGCCUCGUCUGCGAGGUUUUUUUGUUACUACCGCAUUCGACGUAAAAUCUCAAAAUUAGAAAUAGGGGGCUCUUAUUAAAAUAUUA
Molecule: messenger RNA, 3739 nt
Organism: Haliotis rufescens (red abalone)
Lineage: Eukaryota; Metazoa; Mollusca; Gastropoda; Lepetellida; Haliotidae
Product: choline transporter-like protein 1
Exons: 20
Coding region: 94-2076 (660 amino acids)
Biological process (GO): transmembrane transport
Cellular component (GO): membrane
Molecular function (GO): transmembrane transporter activity
Source: RefSeq, a predicted model, not a curated record